CCUGUAACUAAAUCGAAAAUGUCAUCCGCAGUGGACAUUCAAUCACUCCCUUCAGAAGUUCUUAGGAACAUUCUUUUCUGUGUGCGCAACGAGAAAAAUGGCCAAGGCUCAAUUAAAGAGUGUCGCUUAGUUUCACAUUGCUUCAACAAUGCUGCAUCACCAUUGCUCCUCACCGAAGUUUCUGUUUACCUUACCUCGAAAUCCUUCACUCGUUUAGAAGAUAUUUGCUAUCACCCCAUUUUCAGCAAGUCAGUGCAAAAUGUCAGCAUAGUCAUAUCUUACUACGAAACCGAAUUAGCCUGCAACAGGCCACUAUUCAUGCUCGAGGCCAAGGCCAGACUGCUUCGACAUGUAGAGACCAUGGAACGGUCGAGAUCAUACCGGAAUAAGUAUCCUCACACGCAAGCGCAAUCCCGGUGGCUGUCAAAUAUGGCUUGGAGAACAGAACCUGAAUUCGAACAACUUUUCGGUGACCAAGUUGACGAAGAAUCACCAACACCUACCCAGAGGCUCUUUCUCAAGCUUUAUGAUCUGUACAAAGAAUUGUACAAUGACCAACAGCAGCUUCGAGAAGGCCAAAACCACAUCGCUCGGUUAUGCGCCGCUUUGAGUUCCUUGUCCAACCUGGUAUCCUUGGAGCUGAACGAUAUUAGAAAUUUGGGAGGCAUGGAACACUUGGACGCUGCUGACUUUGCUCAUACCGGAUAUGAUCAUACAAUACUGCAGCACUUUAGCCCUAUCUUGCGCAAGUCAAGAUGGUGUGGCUCUUUCAAGACGAUUCACACUGCAACUCCACCCGUCGAGAUGCUCGGAACGUUGUGCUCUGAGCUCGCAGACAAAGGCCUGAGACCUAGGACAAUUCGUCUCCGCUUGGUUCCUCCGCCCAACAUGCAAGCUUGGCAACUAUCACCAUCGCAGCAGACAGGAGUAAAGAACCUGGUUGCACAGACCACGAAACUAGCACUAUAUGUGGAUUUCGGGGCACGGAGCUUUGAACUAAAGGAUAAUCCGAGGCACGAGAUGCUUGCACUCUGCUCUAUCACUCAGUCAUGUAUGAGUGCACCUCAUCUCGAGGAUAUGCAUGUUGGGUUUAUUGGUUAUCCUCCGCUUGAUAUGAGACCAACUGUUUCUUUGGAUGAUAUCCUGCCAGUCAACUUUUCAUGGCCACGGCUUCGGUCUCUGAGCCUACAUAAUCAACCUUUCACAGUAAUGGAGCUGAAGUCCUUGGUUACUCGACACUCCGAGACCCUGCGCGACUUGCACUUGGAAGCUUGUUGGUUGCUUGAAGGCAGCUGGGUUGAUAUUGAGGAAGUUAUUCGAGGGCAACAGGCUCUAGAGAAAAGUAGUAUAAAAUACCCAAGUGGUGGAAAUCAGGGUUAGUUGAAGGAUAGAAUCCUAGGCAUUGGCUUCAAUAUGUAACUGGAUUAGUAUCUACUUUAACAAGGCCACUAUUGUAAUCAGUGAAAAACCCGCUGUGGGCAGCAAUGUCUUAUGUUUAAUGUUUAGGACUUAGAGAUUAAGCUGAGCAUUGCCAGCGUCUUUAGCAGGCCCCAUAAUAA
Messenger RNA from Fusarium oxysporum Fo47, 1559 nucleotides. RefSeq lists its product as uncharacterized. The transcript has a single exon. The coding region runs from base 19 to 1380 and encodes 453 amino acids. NCBI's taxonomy places the organism in Eukaryota, Fungi, Ascomycota, Sordariomycetes, Hypocreales, Nectriaceae. The record is from RefSeq and is a predicted model, not a curated record.